Colletotrichum abscissum is the source of this 624-nucleotide messenger RNA. RefSeq lists its product as uncharacterized. Lineage: Eukaryota; Fungi; Ascomycota; Sordariomycetes; Glomerellales; Glomerellaceae. The transcript has 3 exons. Gene Ontology annotation, molecular function: biliverdin reductase [NAD(P)H] activity; riboflavin reductase (NADPH) activity. Bases 1 to 624 code for a protein of 207 amino acids. The record is from RefSeq and is a predicted model, not a curated record.
AUGACUGGCAUCAAGAUUCUUGUACUUGGUGCGACAGGUCCUGCAGGUUUACUUUUGCUGCGAGAGCUGCUGCAUCGACAACAUGGGACCAUUGCCUACGUCAGGAACGCGUCCAAGAUCCCCGCAGACCUGGCGAGCAGCCCACUGCUUCAACGUCGUAGAGAAGACAACGUACUCGAGCAUCUACUCAGCUCUUUUCCCCCUCAUGCGCAAAACGAUGUGAAGCGCAUCCUCGCCAUGGGCACACUAUCCAUCACCGAAGACUCGUCCUCGUUCACCCGCUUAUUGCAGGCUAUCCUCACCCGCAUCAUCGCGUCGACGGCGUACAACGCAGUCAUCGACCUCGGACACGUAUUUCAAGAGGAGGCGGACGGGCUGGACCGGACCCUGUUUCAUAUCAGCUUUAUUAGUGGCGAGCCGGACGAGGAUAGUUGGAGAGCGGAUCGUGAGGAUCAGCCGACCUAUGCUGGGUAUAUUGCGAAGCCUGGAUGGAAGGCUGGUAUGAAGAGGGCUGCGUUAGCGAGCUGGCUUUUUGAUGAGAUCGAGAGCGGUAAAUGGUCCAAGGACUCCGAGGUCCCAACCACCACAUCUCGACUGGGCUUCGCCAUAGAAGUACCUGAGUAA